UAACCUUUAAGGUGUAUCCGCGCAUUUGGGGAUCAAGCGCGAGCGCGUAUUUUCAGUAAUCUUUGUUUUUGUAUGUAUAGACCUCAGCACAUGCCGGUUAAUCCAUUGAAGACAUCAAACUUACCGAUACAUCCGCGUGAGAUUUGAAAGCAGUUUGAAGCCAUGAUUUUUUUGUUUCAUUGCAUGUGGAGUCUUGAUGAACAGGAGCCGGUCAUGAGCGCGUGCAAUGGCUAGAAGUCCCGCGCGAGGAUAGAGCAGAAGUGUAGUGCCAUGGAGGAUGCCCAUUCCAGACCCCAUUCAGCUCACUCCACUUACUCACAGAGGACUGAGGAUGCAGCCUCCGUCUUGGGGAAUCAUGCUGAACAUCACCUUACUGUCAGUCAGACAGUCCUUGUGGUUCCGAAGCGCCCAGAGAGCCCCAAUCUGAGUGUGACUGAGGAGACGACCUUUGUCCCACGACCGGUGUCUUCAGUUGACGCUUACACCAACACAGACCCUCCGUACGAAUGCUGCCCUUGGCUGCGCAGACUAUGCCCGUGCCCGCCCAGAGGCCUGCUGGCUGCAAUUAUCACCAAAGUGACCAUGGCCGCUGUGCUCUUUGGGGUGGUGUGGUCCAUUACAGAGAAGGAAUGUCUCCCGGGCGGGAAUCUCUUUGGCAUUGUGACCUUGUUUAUUUGUGCCGUAGCCGGCGGAAAGCUGUUUGGACGCAUACAUUUGCCGAACAUGCCACCUUUACCUCCCCUUCUUGGCAUGCUGCUGGCAGGCUUUAUCCUCAGAAACAUCCCUGUGGUGACAGAUGCAGUUUACAUUGAUAUUAGAUGGUCCUCUUCUCUGAGGAACAUCGCCCUGGGUGUCAUUCUGGUCAAGGCUGGGUUACAAUUAGACGGCAAGGCUCUGAAGAAGCUGAAAGCUGUGUGUUUGCGUUUGUCCAUGUUCCCUCUGACCUUUGAGGCAAUCACUAUGGCUGUGGUCUCCUAUUUAAUACUGGGUCUUCCAUGGGUCUGGGGCUUUAUUUUAGGGUUUGUUCUUGGGGCUGUUUCUCCUGCUGUUGUGGUUCCAUCCAUGCUGCUUCUCCAUAAGGAAGGGUACGGUUUAGAGCAGGGUAUACCUACUCUUCUCAUGGCUGCAUGUAGCGUUGAUGACAUCAUUGCCAUUACCUGCUUCACCACCUGCCUGGGCAUAGCUUUCGCCACAGGCGCUGUAUGGUUAAACGUGCUGAGGGGACCACUGGAGGUGUUAGGUGGUGCGGUCGCUGGUGUGGCCUUGGGGUACUUUCUACAUUACUUCCCCAGCAGAGACCAGGGAAAUCUCAUCCUGAAACGCUCUUUCCUGGUGUUGGGGCUGUCCGUGUUUGCUUUGUUUGGCAGUAAUGUGGCUGGGAUUCCUGGUGCAGGAGGUCUUUGUACACUGGUGCUGGCAUUUGUGGCUGGAAUAGGCUGGGGAAAAAAUAAGGCACUGGUGGAGGAGGUGGUGGAAAGGUUUUGGCAUGUGUUCCAGCCUCUUCUCUUUGGUCUCAUCGGUGCUGAGAUUGUUAUUAGUUCUUUGGAGGUCACGACUGUGUUUCUGGGUAUAGCAGCUCUGCUCAUCGCACUCACGGUACGGCUGCUCAUCACUUUUGUUGCGGUACUGCGAGCUGGCUUUAACCUGAAAGAGAAAGUCUUUAUCGCUCUAGCCUGGAUGCCGAAAGCCACAGUACAGGCUGCCAUAGGCUCUACAGCUCUAGACAUGGCACGCUCCAAGAAUGACCUUGAGCUGCAGAAGUACGGCAUGGAUGUCCUCACUGUGGCUGUGCUGUCCAUUCUCAUCACCGCUCCUAUUGGGGCGCUUCUCAUCAGUCUGCUCGGCCCUCGACUCCUGCAGAAACCAAAGAACCCUGAGUGGGCUGUCAGUCAAGGUGCUCUGUCUGCAUCAGGGACACCGGUGACAUAUGAAAGUGCCCUAUGAUGUUUCUGGAAGGCUUCUGGGAAGUGACACCCCAGCGUCCAAGGCUGCUGAUCAUCCUUUUUGUCCUCAAAUUUUGAUUCACAAACUCAUUACUAUGACCCUCUGAAGUCAGAGUGCAAAAGUGGCAGACAUGAUUUCAGAUGAAGGAACACAACUUGUUUUUUUUUACCUUCCAAGGUGAAUGAAAAUCACUUGCAGUAUUUCUUUUACAGAUGAGAAGUUCCAAGUAAGUAUUCUCCGAAACGUAGGAUUUUAAAGGAUUACGCUAUGCUAAGGAUUGAUCAUUUUUAGCACUGUCGAGUACAAAAACUGUUGUUUAUGAAUAUAUUUUUUUCUAACUGGCUGAUAUUGUGUUGAUAGUAUUUCUAAAAUGAGUUAUUCCAGAUAUUAAUAUAUCAGUAAGUGUAUAAUAUAUAUCAAGUGACUGCAUAUUAGUUUUACAGAAAGUCAUAUAGUGGCCAGUGUUGUCAUGACUAUGUUUGGAAUGGAAUACUAGCUACUUUCACUGUGCUGUUUAUACUGUAUACUUUGGAAGCUUGUUUCCGCCACAGAAUAAAAAAAAAAGAAAGAAAAGAAAAGGAUAAUUGCGACACUUUAUCUCACAAUUCUGACUUUUUUUCUCAUAAUUGCGAGUUUACAUAUAGUAAUU
Molecule: messenger RNA, 2593 nt
Organism: Megalobrama amblycephala (Wuchang bream)
Lineage: Eukaryota; Metazoa; Chordata; Actinopteri; Cypriniformes; Xenocyprididae
Product: sodium/hydrogen exchanger 9B2
Exons: 13
Coding region: 271-1944 (557 amino acids)
Biological process (GO): proton transmembrane transport
Cellular component (GO): membrane
Molecular function (GO): antiporter activity
Source: RefSeq, a predicted model, not a curated record